This is a messenger RNA of Coregonus sp. 'balchen', 12690 nucleotides long. The record is from the annotation of a GenBank genome assembly. NCBI's taxonomy places the organism in Eukaryota, Metazoa, Chordata, Actinopteri, Salmoniformes, Salmonidae.
AUGCGCGAAUCACAGGUUGUAAGGUGAGAUACUUGGGGUUAGUAAAAUUAUCACAGCCAUUUAAUUGCCACUCGUUACCUCGGAGUAUUCAUCUGGGUCGGGUCACCCUUGUGAAUUUGCAAGGGUGUAACGUUAGCUAAGCUAGCUUGAUAGUUAGCUCAUUGAAAACAAUGACAUAACUGUUAGAAGUUAGCUUACUGCUGUGCUAACACCUGACUUGUGCAAUACUAACCGGAAAAUCACACCACCCGAGAUAAAAACUCUUGCCAACCUGACAUGGAUUCAAUAGGAAUAGAAUACAACUUUAUUUAUCAAUUUGCUUGCAGGUUAUUAAUUUUAACCCACUGGCAUUACAUUCAUCAUAUUGCAUUUAGAUGUAGGCUAAAGCUACAGAUAAGUCUAGUUAUGUAGUCAAAUUAGAGCCAACCCUUUUGUACAAUUUACAUUAAACAUGCCAUCUGCAUUUUAACUGCGCUCAGAUUAGUCACUGAUAAUUAGACCAGUUGACAGACAUGGUUUACAGUGCAACACCAUCAUGUUGUGACUGUGGCAAGAGCCUUAUGAGGACUCUUAGUAAGCCUGUGUAAUCUACCCACAUCCUAGUAGUCUGUUGCCUAGCGUCGGGUUUUCAAGACUAUCAUGCUAUUUCUAUUUUCUCCUGCUGAAUAAUCCUAAUUGUCUUGUUAUAGUUGUACCUCACAGGCUAUGUAUGGCAUGCCUCCUGUUAUGCUGUCAAUAAUGUGUUGUCUCUCUUGGUGUGUGUGUGUGUGGUCUCUCUCGGUGUGUGUCUCAGCUCUCAGAGGAUCCAGUCAGUUAACACCAAUGCAGAGCGCAGCCUGGAGGGGUUCAAGGCCCAUGCAGUCUUCCAGGAGAUCAACAAGAAGCUGGAGGAGGUAUCUUCCUUCAUUACUGUGUGUUAUCUGUUUCAGGUGUCAUCUAUUGCAGUUUAUGCUACAAACCCUCAUCCUGUUUUCACACCAACAUGCUUAGACCUCUUUUCUGAUCCUUUACCUCAGACCAUUUCCUCCACACUACAGCCAUAGUAUAAGGGUUAAUUAUAUAGGUCGUUUUCAAUAAAACAUCACAAUACGUUCGAUUUGGCUACUGGGGGCCAAGUAGACCCCCAGCUACAUGCCAUUUUCAAGGGAUUGUUAAAUAUAGUUAUAACUAUACUGAACAAAAUAUCAACGCAACAUAUAAAGUGUUAGUGCAGUUUUGUCACACAACACAAUGCCACAGAUGUCUCAAGUUUUUAGGGAGUGUGCAAUUGGCAUGCUGACUGCAGGAAUGUCCAACAUAACUGUUGGCAGAGAAUUGAAUGUGAAUUUCUCUACCAUAAGCCGCCUCCAACGUCGUUUUUAGAGAAUUUGGCAGUACAUCCAACUGGCCUCACAACCGCAGACCAUGUCUAACCACGCCAGCCCAGGAUUUCCACAUCCUGUUUCUUCACCUGUGGGAUCGGCUGAGGAGUAUUUCUGUCUGUAAUAAAGCCCUUUUGUGCGGAAAAACUAAUUCUGAUUGGCUGGGCCUGGCUCCCCAGUGGGUGGACCUGGCUCCCAAGUGGGUGGGCCUAAGCCCAUCCAUGGCUGCGCCCUUCCCAGUCAUGUGAAAUCCAUAGAUUAGGGCCUAAAACAUUUUUUUUCAAUUGAACGAUUUCCUUCUAUUAACUGUAACUCAGUAAAAUCUUUGAAAUUGUUGCAUGUUGCUUUUAUAUUUUUGUUCAAUAUACAUGCUUUUCAUGAUCAGUAAACAUCAAUGAUCAUGUAAUUUCAGAUACGUGAAGGUACCCAUCCAUUUGACAUGUGGCUAGCUAAGCUAACAUCAUUUAGCUUGCUUCAUCAGAGAUUAGGUAGAUUGCAAAGUAAAACUUUAUCAGCUAACAGUACCACGGCAAAUGUGCCCUUCUGCUGCUAGACAGGCAGAGCCCACAAAAGAUGGGAAAUUAACCUAAACCACUCAUAGUUGUCAGGUAUAGUUCACUUUUAUUUUAUAUCACUUAAUUGUUUCAGAUGGACUACAUAUUUAUUUGUUGGAUGGUUCUCCCAUUGAGCAGGUUCCCGCCUACAAAUAUCGGGCAUUUGAAUUGACAAAGACUUAAUGUUAAAAAAACAUAUGGAUGAGCUAGUUAAAAAGCUAAGAUUUAAAGUGGGCUUCUUUUUUAGAAAUAGAUCUUGCCUCUCCCUAAAUAGCAGGAAGCAGAUUGUACAGUCAACAUUCCUGCCAGUUCUUGAUUAUGGUGACACCAUUUACCAGAUUGCAGCAGAAAGAGCCCCUGGUCUCUGGUGGCUCCCUGUUUUAAAUUAAGGUUUAAAAAAAAUACACUACCGUUCCAAAGUUUGGGGUCACUUAGAAAUGUCCUUGUUUUCUAAAGAAAUACAUUUUUUUUGUCCAUUCAAAUAACAUCAAAUUGAUCAGAAAUACAGUGUAGACAUUGUUAAUGUUGUAAAUGGCUAUUGUAGCUGGAAACUGCUGAUUUUUAAUGGAAUAUCUACAUAGGUGUACAGAGGCCCAUUAUCAGCAACCAUCAGUCCUGUGUUCCAAUGGCAAGUUGUGUUUGCUAAUCCAAGUUUAUCAUUUUAAAAGGCUAAUUGAUCAUUAGAAAACCCUUUUGCAAUUACGUUAGCACAGCUGAAAAUUGUUCUGCUGAUUAAAGAAGCAAUAAAACGGGCCUUCUUGAGACUAGUUGAGUAUCUGGAGCAUCAGCAAUUGUGGGUUCGAUUACAGGCGCAAAAUGGGCAGAAACAAAUAUCUUUCUCCUGAAACUCGUCAGUCGAUUGUUGUUCUGAGAAAUGAAGGCUAUGAAGGCUAUUCCAAGAAAUUGCCAAGGAAAUUGCCAAGGAACUGAAGAGCUCGUACAACGCUGUGUACUACUCCCUUCACAGAACAGCGCAAACUGGCUCUAACCAGAAUAGAAAAAGGAGUGGGAGGCCCCGGUGCACAACUUAGCAAGAGGACAAAUACAUUAGUGUCUAGUUUGAGAAACAGGCGCUUCACAGGUCCUCAACUGGCAGCUUCAUGAAAUAGUACCUGCAAAACACCAAAACACCAGAAGGCCAGUUUUAUUGCUUCUUUAAUCAGCACAACAGUUUUCAGUUGUGCUAACAUAAUUGCAAAAGGGUUUUCUAAUGAUCAAUUAGCCUUUUAAAAUGAUAAACUUGGAUUAGCAAACACAAUUGGAACACAGGACUGAUGGUUGCUGAUAAUGGGUCUCUGUACACCUAUGUAGAUAUUCCAUUAAAAAUCAGCUGUUUCCAGCUGCAAUAGCCAUUUACAACAUUAACAAUGUCUACACUGUAUUUCUGAUCAAUUUGAUGUUAUUUUAAUGGACAAAAAAAUUGCUUUUCUUUCGAAAACAGGGACAUUUCUAAGUGAUCCCAAACCUUUGAACGGUAGUGUAUAUAAAAAAAAUAUCAAAUUAAUGGUGGCCAAUAUUGAGAGAUAUCUUUAGGCUACCCUCACAUAUCUGAAAUUACAUGAUCAAUUGAUGUUUACAGAUCAUGAAAAGUAUGCAGUUACGUGCUGUAUAACUGAUCUAAAUGUGCGCAAUUGUUUUGCAUAGAAUAAUCAGAAAUGUGUAGGUCUAGCUAUGCUCUUCAAGAGGUGAUGAUAUUACAAACAAAUAGUUAACAUUUAAGGCCCUUGAAAACGGCACAAAGUUGUCAAUGGUUUUAGCAGAGCUGUGGGUCUCCUUGCUCCCCAGCAGGCAAAUCGAACACGCUACACCUUAUUGUGACGUUUUAUUGAAAACAACCCAUUGAUCCUACAUGAAGAGAAACAUUUCCAUUCCAAUAGACUCUCUUUCGACUUCGACUGUAGCACACUUGGAUCCAUUCCCGGAAACAGGCUUUCCCCUCCAUGUCAUACAAUAACCAGGUUUCCAUCCAUGUUGGAUAAAAAAAAUGUAAUGACAGGCCUGAUGUCGACAAAAGAAAAUAUGCUAGACAAGGUGGGAUAUUUUUGUGUCGGUGAAAUGAAUUAUGCGAGAAACGCUUUUACGUGCAAAUAUUGAUAUAAAAACCAUACGGACGUAAACUUGGAGUCACGAGAUGACAUGUUGCAUGGUCUUCCCACUACGACUCAUCGUGAAAGCAUGCAGUUUAAUAGGCUGCAGAUGAAAUAAGUUAUGAUGAACUUCACAGGGUGGUGAAAGUGCAAGGUGAUGAGCUUGAUGCUCCUUUCUAAUAAAUAUCGAGGGUCUUAUUCUGGUGACAUGAUAAUCGAUGCUUGGCUGCCAUAUGACAAAAUAAUCAUGUAGGCUAUACUUGCGCUCUAGCCAACAGCGUGCAUGGCUAGAACGCACGUGCCAAUACCGGAGUGGGCACACUUGCUAUGUAACGGAACAUUUUUUUGUGAGGAAAAACAUCAGUAGAGUUGAAAAUGCGAUGGAAACCCAUUUAACUAGUAUUUUUUUAUUCGGUACAUGGGAAGUUACCCGCAAAAGGUAUUUUUAUGUGCACUAUGUCAUCACGCACAGUCUUUCAUCUGCGACAAGUCAAUUUGAUGGAAACAUCUCUGGUGGGAAAAUGCACAUUGUUUUCAUGCGGAUUUUAGAAUACUCGCAUGAAAAUCUGUCGCCAAUUGGAUGGAAACCUAGCUUAUGAUAUAAGUUGUUAUGCUGUUUUGAAUCAAUCAGAUAAAUGGUUCUGCACUCUAAAUUGUGUGUUCAUCUGCAGCUGCUCUGUUUCUGACCUCCUUACUACUAUAAACAUCACAAGCUGGAUGAUGACAGAGCUCUCUCUCUGGCGCUCUCUGUCACGCUUUCGCUUUUUCUCUCUUUCCCUCUCCCCCUCUUCUCUCGUUCUCUCUCGCUUUCUCUCGUCCUCUGUCACUCAAGCUCUUUCGCUUCCUGUCUCUCACUUUCUUUCUCUCUCUCGCUCUCUCUCUUGGUCUCUCGCCUUAACUCAGCCAAGCCAUCAGCAAACAGCAGUCUGUUGGGUCUAAAAUACACAACUAGAUGUCUAUUAAACAUAUAUAGACAGAAUUAAACGUAACUAAACCAAUCUGCAACUCUUUUGACUCAGGAUGUGCGACGUCAUCUCCACUCAAGGAGGUUUUCCUCUGUUGUCCUACUUUUAGAUUUUCCAUCCUUGUGUAAGUCUGUCUGGCAGCAGUGGAGUGGUGCUAUCUGGUUCCCAUUAGGAUCGCUCACUGUGUUUUGGUAUUAUGUUAUUCCACUGCUAUGUAUGUGAUUAUCCACAGAUUAAUACAAUAUUGAAACCCAUCUGUACUGUGAGAAUAUGUAAUUACAGAAAUAAAAAAAAGUCCUAUUCCUUGUUACACAUGUUCAGAAAAUAGUUGUCCAGUAGCCUAAUUGAUCGUGAAUGUAUGAGUAGCAUGUCUGUGUUUUCAGUGUGUUUUUUCAGUGUCUGUGCUUUCAGUGUCUGUUUUCAGUGUAUUUAUCAGUGUGUUUUUUCAGUGUCUGUGUUUUCAGUGUGGUUUCAGUGAAUGCUUUGUUCUUUUAUUGAUUUUAUAAAGCACAUGGAUUAAAAAAAUGGUUUAACUGGAUGUGAAAUGUUAUGUCUGGGAUGAAUAAGAAUAUUUAUAACCGUCUUCAGACAUGACAUGAUAAUAGAAACCGCUUUUGAUUGAUGAACACAGUACUUAUGAUCCUAAUUGUUAUGACUUCUAAUACCUUGUAUUUCUCUGUAGGAUGGGGAGUCAUUUGUGAAGAAGAUCGGAGGGGUGUUUGCCUUUAAGGUGAAGGAUGGUCCGGAUGGUCAGGAGGCGACCUGGAUAGUAGACGUGAAGAAUGGCAAGGGUUGCGUUCACAAUGACACAGGUAAGAACAGCAAGGGCUGCAUCCACAACGACAGGUCAGAAAUAGCGGUUUGGUCCAUAUUGAGAGUGAGAAUGUAAAAAGCUGAAUUCACAAAGAAACAUAUGUAGUGAAAAAAAUCAAGUUGUAUUUUCACAGGCUGUGUCAUGAUUUUUGUGGUUUUUAAUUUACAGUAUUUUAUGAUCAAUAACCAUGUGUUUUUUUUCUCAAUCUCUUUCUGUAUUUCUCUCUUCCUUCCUCUCCUCCGUCCCCCCUUCUAGCAAAGAAAGCAAACUGCACCAUUGCCAUGUCAGACGCAGACCUGCUGUCCUUGAUGACGGGGAAAAUGAACCCACAGACAGUAAGUAUUGGCCUUGAUGGGGUGUGAUUAGACUCAACAAACUAUUUUCCCUAUAGUUGUUAGUAGCUGACUUCUGCUGUUAUGAUUUGAGGGAGUUAAUACGCUGUAUUCCAGUCAGUCUCAUGGUGAUAACCUUGCACAUGGACAUCACCAGGACCUGACCUUUGGGUCUUUAGCCUGAAUGAUUUUGGGUCAGCCCCAAAACUUUUGCGCUGCUGUAAAAAAAAAUGGUUGUCAACUGAAUGCGCCAUUUAGUUUGUAGAGCUGUGGUAACGUGAAACUCCCGAAGUCAUCUAACCAUUAUAAUCAGGGGUGUAGUGCUGGCGGUGAGCAGCGGAGGCACACUCCGCCACUUCUCAGAAUGGUGCGGUGUCUCAUAAGAUCACUUAAUGAUUCAUUCGUAUUCUACAUAACAAACCGAAUAUAAUAGCAUAGAUAAUGUUAGGCUACUGUUAGACCAAAAACACCACUUAAUUUCUUAUGACAAUUUAGGAUGAUUGUGCUGAAAUGCUUUUUUUCUCUUGUGUACUCAGCGUCCACCAUAGGUCAGCAAAUGGUCAAUGGUGAAAUAAAAAACCGUACUAUGGUAUGCUAGGUAACAAGCUUCACUGAUAGACUGCGUUGAUGAAGUCAGUCAAGACUCUUGCUAUGGGGCCCAGUGAAUCUUUAUUAUCCUGGUCCCAGACCUGUUUGUGCUGUUUGUCAUGACAACCACCAUAGAUAGGACUUGGCCAGACAGCACAAACAGAUCUGGGAACAGGUUAAGUCUUUAUGGCUCCUUUAGAAGUGGCUUCCUUCUUUCUUGGCCCCCAUGCACAUCUGUUGGUCUGUCCAUUUAAAGGGACCUGGGGGGGAAAUAGUUCCCAGAGGAACCCAGUAGAAUGCAGCACUAGCCUCCUGACAGGUGCUCAACUUAAAAGAGCCUAUUACCCUUGUUGUUUGGUUAAGUGGGACAUGUUCUGGAAUAAAUAAUGUGUUCAAUAUGAGUAAGGCUGCGGUCAAUGACCGUGUUAUUUCACUUUUAAUUUGCUCUGCAUGUAGGUAUGUGUGAUUGAGUGGAAUUUCUUAUACCAUAUUGUAGUAUACGAACUCAGCUCUGAUUUUGUGUUGCCUUAUGCUGUCUGUAAGGUCAGUUCAUAGUGACCUUCAUAGUGCGAUGAUGUCAUACUUAGAUCUAUAAGUACUAUUCUCUAUAAUUAUUUUCCAGAGUCCAUUUCUUCUUCUUCUACACUGUCAGUUUAUAUAAAGCCUCUUUUAUAAUGGAGGAUAGGUGUCUUUGGAACUAAGGACACCCCAUGGCUUCUGUUACCAUGUGUCCGUUGAGUUCUGUACUCGCUUUAGUUUCUUUUCAUACAAAUCUAAAGACUCAGUCAUGAUUUCCGUCCUACAAGCAGAAUGUGGGGGACAUGCACUUCAGAGAACGUGUUCACACUUGUGGCUCUGAUCACUAUCGGAUUGAGCUGAGCAUUGGGUAGUACAGGGAGAGAUUUGAGCAGGGUGUAUUGGUAGUACAGGGAUUUGAGCAGUGUGUAUUGGUAGUACAGGGAGAGAUUUGAGCAGUGUGUAUUGGUAGGACAGGGAGAGAGUUGAGCAGUGUGUAUUGGUAGGACAGGGAGAGAGUUGAGCAGUGUGUAUUGGUAGGACAGGGAGAGAGUUGAGCAGUGUGUAUUGGUAGGACAGGGAGAGAGUUGAGCAGGGUGUAUUGGUAGUACAGGGAGAGAGUUGAGCAGUGUGUAUUGGUAGGACAGGGAGAGAGUUGAGCAGGGUGUAUUGGUAGGACAGGGAGAGAGUUGAGCAGGGUGUAUUGGUAGGACAGGGAGAGAGUUGAGCAGGGUGUAUUGGUAGGACAGGGAGAGAGUUGAGCAGGGUGUAUUGGUAGGACAGGGAGAGAGUUGUCCAUGAGGGCUGCUGUUUUAGUUAAUCUGGUUUCACCUUCCCCAGUGGUCUUUUACACUCACUCAGUUCUCCAAAUACACUAGAGUCACUGUGCCACUGCUGCCUGCCACACAUGACACAGUCAGUCCCCAGCCCUCCUAUAAGCCCCUCUGGUCUGUAGAGCCUCCUGCUCCUCCUCCUGCUGCUGCCCCACUUUCCACUCUGAGGUUAAUCUCUCCACUUUAACUCUUUAAACGAGGCAGGAGCACACACAUUACUGGAGUGAAGUGCAGGUCAGGAAUCAUUUCCAUUCGUUUUGUUUUCCAACCAGCUCAAGAAUAAUAUUUCCACGCUUUGUUGACUGCAGGGGGAUUUACUUUCCACUGCUCAAAAUGGAGGUGCUGCAUUUUGACGAAGAACAGUUUGGAGAGAUGAAUUGUGUGUGCAAUAUAUUUUUUCUGUGUAAAACCUACUAAGCUAACAUAUGGAAUUGUUUUAAGAUGUUCAUACCCUGGAUCAUUUAGGUAAUUGAUUUAGAAUAUUAGACCCCUUUAGGUAUAACAUAUAGAGGGUUUUUCUUUAUUUUUACUAUUUUCUACAUUGUAGAAUAAUAGUGAAGACAUCAAAACUAUGAAAUAACACAUAUGGAAUCAUGUAGUAACCAAAAAAGUGUUAAACAAAUCAAAAUAUUCAUUGUAUUUGAGAUUCUUCAAAUAGCCACCCUUUGCCUUGAUGACAGCUUGGCACACUCUUGGCAUUCUCUCAACCAGCUUCAUGAGGUAGUCACCUGGAAUGCAUUUCAAUUAACAGGUGGGCCUUCUUAAAAGUUAGUUUGUGGAAUUUAUUUCCUUCUUAAUGCGUUUGAGCCAAUCAGUUGUUGUGACGAGGUGGGGGGGUAUACAGAAGAUACCCCUAUUUGGUAAAAGACCAAGUCCAUAUUAUGGCAAGAACAGCUCAAAUAAGAAAAGAGAAACGACAGUCCAUCAUUACUUUAAGACAUGAAGGUCAGUCAAUCCGGAAAAUUUCAAGAACUUUUAAAGUUUCUUCAAGUGCAGUCGCAAAAACCAUCAAGCGCUAUGAUGAAACUGGCUCUCGUGGAGGACCGCCACAGGAAAGGAAGACCCAGAGUUACCUCUGCUGCAGAGGAUAAGUUCAUUAGAGUUACCAGCCUCAGAAAUCGGCAAUUAACUGCACCUCAGAUUGCACAUCAGAGUUCAAGUAACAGACACAUGUCAACAGCUACUGUUCAGAGGAGACUGCGUGAAUCAGGCCUUCAUGGUCGAAUUGCUGCAAAGAAAGAAACACCGAUGUAGCUUGGUCACCUUCUACGCAGAUGCGGAAGGCCGACAUAGGUGGAUGCGGUGGAUGGAGACGCAGCCCAUGCAAAAAAACAUAUCUCUAGCUUAAACUGACCGGUUUUUAUGGGGAUUUUUUUAUUAUGUUACUUAGAUUGACGCACGUGUCCGUCAAUAGAUUUUGUUUAUUAAUUAUUAGCAUUUGUUUUGUUGUGCUAUCCCCUCCAAAAAGCUGACAGAGCAGCAGUUAAAGCAUUCUCUCGGUCUCUCUCUCUCUGUUUGUCUCUCUCGUCUCUCUAUCAGUUCAAUUCAAAGGGCUUUAUUGGCAUGGGAAACACAUGUUUACAUUGCCAAAGCAAGUGAAAUGGAUAAUAAAGAAAAGUGAAAUAAAAAAUAAACAGUAAACAUUACACUGACAAAAGUUCCAAAGGAAUAGACAUUUCAAAUGUCAUUAUGUCUAUAUACAGUGUAGUAAUGAUGUGCAAAUAGUUAAAGUACAAAAGGGAAAAUAAACAUUUAAGUGUGACAAACAUGCAAACAAAUAACAAAUCAGGAAGGGGGCAAACACUAUUUCACACCACUGUAUAUACAGUGUUGUAACAAUGUGUAAAUAGUUAAAGUACAAAUGGGAAAAUAAAUAAACAUAAAUAUGGGUUGUAUUUACAAUGGUGUUUGUUCUUCACUGGUUGCCCUUUUCUUGUGGCAAUAGGUCACAUUUCUUGCUGUUACGGCACACUGUGGUAUUUCACCCAAUAGAUAUGGGAGUUUAUCAAAAUAGCUCAGUUUCCACCUCAUUUUGUGGGCAGUUUGCACAGCCUGUCUUCUCAAUAGCAAGGCUAUGCUCACUGAGUCUGGUCAUAGUCAAAGCUUUCCUUAAUUUUGGGUCAGUCACGGUGGUCAGGUAUUCUGCCACUAUGUACUCUCUGUUUAGGGCCAAAUAGCAUUCUAGUUUGCGCAGUUUUUUGGUUAUUUCUUUCCAAUGUGUCAAGUAAUUAUCUUUUAGUUUUCUCAUGAUUUGGUUGAUUCUAAUUGUGUUGCUGUCCUGGGGCUCUGUGGGAUAUUUUUGUGUUUGUGAACAGAGCCCCAGGACCAGCUUGCUUAGGGGACUCUUCUCCAGGUUAAUCUCUCUGUAGGUGAUGGCUUUGUUAUGGAAGGUUUAGGAAUCGCUUCCUUUUAGGUGGUUGUCGAAUUUAACGUUUCUUUUCUGGAUUUUGAUAAUUAGCGGGUAUUGGCCUAAUUCUGCUCUGCAUGCAUUAUUUGGUGUUUUACUUUAUACACAGAGGAUAUUUUUGUAGAAUUCUGUAUGCAGAGUCUCAAUUUGGUGUUUGUCCCAUUUUGUGAAUUCUUGGUUGGGGAACUGACCCCAGACCUCACAAGGGCAAUGGGUUCUAUAACUGAUUUAAAGUAAUUUUAGCCAGAUCCUAAUUGGUAUGUCGAAUUUUAUGUUCCUUUUGAUGGCGUAGAAGGCCCUUCUUGCCUUCUCUCUGAUCGUUCACAGCUUUGUGGAAGUUACCUGUGGCGCUGAUGUUUAGGCCGAGGUACAGUGCAUUCGGAAAGUAUUCAGACCCCUUCCCAUUUUGUUAAGUUACAGCCUUAUUCUAAAAUGGAUUUAAAAAGAAAUAAUCCUCAUCAAUCUACACACCCAUAAUGACAAAGCGAAAACGGGUUGUAAUUUUUUUGGGAAAAUGUAUAAAAAAUAAAACAGAAAUAGCUUUUUACACAAGUAUUCAGACCCUUUGCUAUGAGACUCAAAUCUGAGCUCAGGUGCAUCCUGUUUCCAUUGAUCAUCCUUGAGAUAUUUCUACAACUUGGAGUCCACCUGUGGUAAAUUCUAUUGAUUGGACAUGAUUUGGAAAGGCACACACCUGUCUAUAUAAGGUCCCACAGUUGACAGUGCAUGUCAGAGCAAAAACCAAGCCAUGAGGUCGAAGGAAUUGUCCGUAGAGCUCCGAGACAGGAUUGUGUCGAGGCAAAGAUCUGGGGAAGGGUAUCAAAAAAUGUCUGCAGCAUUGAAGGUCCCUAAGAACACAGUGGCCUCCAUCAUUCUUAAAGGGAAGAAGUUUGGAACCACCAAGACUCUUCCUUGAGCUGGCCGCCCGGCCAGACAAUUCGGGGAGAAGGGCCUUGGUCAGGGAGGUGACCAAGAACCGGAUGGCCGCUGACAGAGCUCCAGAGUUCCUCUGUGGAGAUGGGAGAACCUCCCAGAAGGACAACCAUCUCUGUAGGACUCCACCAAUCAGGCCUUUACGGUAGGGUGGCCAGACGGGAGCCACUCCUCAGUAAAAGGCACAUGACAGCCCGCUUGGAGAUUGCCAAAAGGCACCUAAAGGACUCUCAGACCAUGAGAAACAAGAUUCUCUGGUCUGAUGAAACCAAGAUUGAACUCUUUGGCCUGAAUGCCAAGAGUCACGUCUGGAGGAAACCUGGCACCAUCCCUACGGUGAAGCAUGGUGGUGGCAGCAUCAUCCUGUGGGGAUGUUUUUCAGUGGCAGGGACUAGGAGACUAGUCAGGAUUGAGGGAAAGAUGAACGGAGCAAAGUAAAGAGAUCCUUGAUGAAAACCUGCUCUAGAGCGCUCAGGACCUCAUACUGGGGCGAAGGCUCACCUUCCAACAGGACAACGAAUCUAAGCAUACAGCCAAUACAACGCAGGAGUGGCUUCGGGACAAGUCUCUGAAUGUCCUUGAGUGGCCCAGCCAGAGCCCGGACUUGAACCCGAUCGAACAUCUCUGGAGAGACCUGAAAAUAGCUGUGCAGCGACGCUCCCCAUCCAACCUGACAGAGCUUGAGAGGAUCUGCAUAGAAGAAUGGGGGAAACUCCCCAAAUACAGGUGUGCCAAGAUUGUAGUGUCAUACCAAAGAAGACUCAAGGCUGUAAUCGCUGCCAAAGGUGCUUCAACAAAGUACUGAGUAAAGGGUCUGAAUACUUAUGUAAAUGUGAUAUAUCCGUUUUUUAUUUGUAAUACAUUUUCAAAAGUUUCUCAACCUGUAUUUGCGUUUUCAUGAUGGGGUAUUGUGUGUAGAUUGAGAUGGGAAACAAGCUAUUUGAUCCAUUUUAGAAUAAGGAUGUAACGGUAUAAAAUGUGGAAACAGUUAAGGGGUCUGAAUACUUUCCGAAUGCACUGUAUGUAUAAUUUUUUUCUGUUUUCUAGGGCUACGGUGUCUAGAUGGAAUUUGUAUUUGUGGUCCUGACAACUGGACCUUUUUUGGAACACCAUUAUUUUUGUCUUACUGAGAUUUACUGUCAGAGCCAGUUUCUCCCUUUCUCUGUUCUGAUUCUAAUGACUGACUCUCUCUUCUGAUCCUCAGGCAUUCUUCCAGGGCAAGCUGAAGAUCACAGGGAACAUGGGAAUGGCCAUGAAGCUCCAGAGUCUGCAGCUGCAGCCUGGCAAAGCCAAGCUGUGA